UCAUUCCCGUGUACGUGUGCGCACCGUGGGCAGCGGGCGGGGUGCUCUUCUCGCGGCCGCCUCAGGUUGUAUAAUAGCAUCGCUCUCGGCGCCUCGCGAUAACCGGCCGACGGAUAUGGAGAGCGCAAGGGAGGCUCGCCGACGGAGGAUCUUGGAGCGUGGGACCGACCGCCUCGCCUUCAUUGCCGGCCAAGCCCGGUCCAUCCCCGAUUCAUCUCCUCCUCCGUCUCCUUCUCCUCCACCUCCGAAGGAAGCGCAUCCUAAGACCUCCGUUGCCCCUCUUAGCGAGGAUGAUGGAGCUACCAUCUCUCGUUUUUCUGACCAAUACAGAAGCCAAGCCAGUGGCCCAGCUGGGGAAAGAACAGAACCAGCUGGGGAAAGAACAGAAAGUGAGAGAAGCCAUGUAAAAGCUCUGGCAAGUGAUGAAAUGCAUGGUGACAAGAAGGAAGAUGAUAUUUGCACGUGCGAAUCAGGGAACGAAGCUAAAGCGAAGACAGUGCAAAGCGGUAGGGAUUCUGAACUGCUGACCAGUGCCAUGGCGCCGAGGUCAUCCGAUGAAGUUGUGGAUGCAGCUUUACCUACAGCGCCAAGGGUGAAGAAACAGCUGAUGUUCUCGUCAAAGCAAGUCAGUCGUUCCAUUGCAGCUUCUGAAAAUAUACGGUUGAUCGGUGCAGUCGUGAUAGCUCUUUUGGUCAUCCUGUCGAACCAUGGAUAUGCUUUUGGUGGUGCAGUCAUGGGAAGCAUCUUGAACUUUCGACCAUUGUUCCUCGUUAUGCUGACUGAUGUGACCGUUGUUCUCGGGCUGCUGAUAACAAACCACGGAACUGAUGCGAAAGAAAACGAGAAAGCAAGGACUGGAAAACAGGAGCAUGGUUGGCCAAGCAACAUAGGUGAUGCAUUGGAGGCGUGGUUGAUGAUUCGGACAGUUUCGAGCGCUGUCUUCAUGGAUUGCAGCAUAUGUGCUGUUAUCAUGAUCGCUGGCCUCUGCGUCUGAGUAUGCGUGGAUUUAUGUUGGUUAGCCAUGUGAAACACAAUCAAGCUUGUUGGUUCAUGUGGUGGUUUGUGUUCACAGUAUAGUAUGGUAUUACUUCAUGACACGAGUGAUCUUUCUGAGGACUCUGGGCACAGAUCUGUUUGGUUCAUAGUGGAGUAUUCACUGUUUGGUUUAUGGUAUACGUUUAUGCUACAAUGCCUAUUUGAUUUCUAAUCGAGUCGACAUAAUGCUACUA
This is a messenger RNA of Musa acuminata subsp. malaccensis (wild Malaysian banana), 1229 nucleotides long. RefSeq lists its product as uncharacterized. The record is from RefSeq and is a predicted model, not a curated record. Lineage: Eukaryota; Viridiplantae; Streptophyta; Magnoliopsida; Zingiberales; Musaceae.